Messenger RNA from Prinia subflava (tawny-flanked prinia), 2692 nucleotides. It is a transcript of the gene IFNLR1, whose product is annotated as interferon lambda receptor 1. Gene Ontology annotation, molecular function: protein binding; cytokine receptor activity. Gene Ontology annotation, cellular component: plasma membrane. The record is from RefSeq and is a predicted model, not a curated record. The coding region runs from base 375 to 2108 and encodes 577 amino acids. Gene Ontology annotation, biological process: cytokine-mediated signaling pathway. Lineage: Eukaryota; Metazoa; Chordata; Aves; Passeriformes; Cisticolidae. The transcript is spliced from 7 exons.
GUCUUUGAUCUCCUGCAAACACCAGAUAACCAGAGCCUCCCUGUUUUUAUAGUUGCUAGGUUAUUUAUAGCUCUCUCCUGCAAUGAGAACUGAUUUAAGUUCUGUCAGUAUUUCACAGCCACGCAGGUAAGUACCAAAGGUCGGAGUUUUCCCGAGGUGUCUCACAAGGUGCAGCAGCUCUCCCUGCACUGGUGCUCAGCUGUGCUGCACUGGAGGGCGCAGUGCUGCAGCCUUUCCCUCUCCUUUCCCCCAAAACCCUCUCACACCUGCACCUCUGCCAGCCACACGUGCAGGGCUGUACCAGGAAGAGAGGCAGGGCGCAUGUGUGCAGCUCCUGAGCUCCUCAGCCCUCUGGAAUUCACACAGGAAACACGAUGAGAACGGACCAAGGAAAGGCAUUUGUGAUAAAUGGGAAGUUCUGCUUUGCUGUGUGUGGCUGGAGGGUGGGAGCCCUGGUGGCUCUGUGCCUUCUGCAGCAGGCUCAAGGUCAUGUUCAACUUCUCCCUCCUCAAAAUGUGACGCUGCUGUCGAAGGACUUUGCCAUGAUUUUGAGCUGGGCUGCAGGGGAAGGUUAUCCCCCAGGUGUGACCUACACUGUGAGGUACGAAAGCCAGGAUCGCCUGGACAAAUGGAUGAAGGUUCCUCACUGCCAAAACAUCCCCAGAACCUUCUGCAAUCUGACCUGUGCCCUCUCCAGCUUGUACGUGAAGGCGCGGGCCCGGGUGAAGGCGCUGUGGGGACAGUCCCGGUCGCCGUGGGUGAAAUCCCAGUUCAGGGAUUAUUACUCAGACGUGGAGCUGGCUCCCCCCGUGCUGUCCCUGGACGUCAGGGACAAUUCCAUCCACGUGAGCGCCUCCUUCCCCCUGCCCGCCUGUGUGGAGAGCCUCACCUGGAAGUACGACCUGAACCUCUGGGAAGCAGGAUCUCAAGACAAGAAGAAGUACGAAGGUUACUUCAGGAAGGACACGGUGAUCAUCAACACCACUGCUCUCAGGGGCAAUUACUGCUUCAGUGCCAGGGCUCUGUACGAAAGCAUCAGCUUGAAGCACAGCGAAUUCUCCCAGCCAGUGUGUGUGCUGUUAAACCACAAAGCAAUGGAUUGGAAGUUUUUACUUCUGGUUGUGAUCCUUCUGUUUGUCCUCCCCAUCUCUGUGGCCGGUCCUUUCAUCUGCUGCCUGGUGAAACACGAGGCCAAGCACAGGAAGAUGCCUCAGGUUUUGGAUUUCUCUCAAUUUAAAGCUGCUGGACCAACCUUCCACUUGGAGUUCAGUGAAAAGGAAUUCUGCAGUGAUGAUCUGAACUGCACAGAGAAGCCAGUGCCUCAAAGGAGGGCAAACAGAGCUUCAGGAGGACACCACCUGCCAUGGAGGGCUUCUUUCCCAUCAUCAUCAUCGUCAUCAUCGUCAUCAGAGGAUGAGGAGGAAGAAGAGAGCAGCGCUUUGAUCCCAUACCAUGAAAUGCCCCGGUAUCCAAAGAGACUCCUCAGCUGUCAGGCACCCCCAGCAGCCCUGGGGAAAAGCAGCCUGGGUUUGGGAUCUGGAGGUGUCUCUGUGGACAGCGGCUCUGUGCCUGACCUCAGGGCGCUGGGCUUCACCCUCUUUGCAGAGAGGAAGGCUGAGGUGGACACCUCGGGACCCCAGGCUGACGAGGACACAGCCCUGUAUGUCAGCUCCUCCUUGGGAAGAAUCUCCCUCACUGAUGUGAGAUUCCCAGGGGGCAGCGAGCACGGACAGGGUGAUGGAAACAGGGAUGAGAGGCUGGGAAUGGCCUCCCUUCAGCCCCUGCUGGGGGGGAUUUGUGCUGACCCCCACUCGCACAGGAAGGCUCCUCACUCCUCCAGGGAUUUCCAGAAAUCCAUCCUUGAUCUGCAGCUGCAGAGGGACUCGACGGCCCAGCCCAGAGAGGAUCCCAGCAGGCAGCUGCUCAUCCCCCUGUGGACACUGCAGGUGGCAGAGGACGAAGGCAUUGCCAGUGACUGUGGCAGUGACGAUUCCACCGAGCCCACGGUGCUGGGUGACGCUUUUGAGACCUCAAAUACAGAGGAAAAAUAUGGUCCAAAGUUGCAAUUCCCAGGCUACGAGCACUCACAUUACUUGGGAAGGAUCUGAAGUACCCAGCAGGUCUGGGGACUGCCUGGAAAAUGCUGGAGAGCUCCAGAUAUCCCAGCAAGGAUCCUUGAACAAGGACAAAAACCUGAUAAACUGAUGUCUGGCAAUGGCUUUGGGGACACAAAAGGUGCAUUUUAUUGCUAAGUCACCUCUGUGCUUCACUGUACAGGCAAACAGGCACUGCCUGGGGGUCACCUGAGACAUCAGGACCAGGGAACUGCUGCACGUGGGCUAAGAAAGGCAAAAGCACAACCCAGCCCUGGGUGAAACCUUCAGCUGGGGCCUGAAAAUGCAGUGUUGUACCUGUGGAUUUGGAGCAGAUUUUGAACUGUUUUGUGCCACCUUUGCUUCUGUAAGUCCAGAGCUUGACUGAAAGUUCCUCACAGAGAUAUUCAGCAAGGUCUGGUUUUUGUGGGAUGAGAAGUUCUCCAACUCAUCCUGCAGAAAUCACCUUCUGUGUUCCAACAGAGGGAACUGAAGCCAAAGUGGGCAACAUGUUUGUUUAUUUAUUUAUUUUAUACUUAUUGAAGCUGAAAUUGCUCCUGCUGUGCAGAUGUCUGAGAGCAAUAAUAUUUUGAUACAAA